Indicator indicator is the source of this 1881-nucleotide messenger RNA. RefSeq names its product chromogranin A (gene CHGA). Lineage: Eukaryota; Metazoa; Chordata; Aves; Piciformes; Indicatoridae. Gene Ontology annotation, cellular component: chromaffin granule. The transcript is spliced from 8 exons. Bases 108 to 1520 code for a protein of 470 amino acids. Gene Ontology annotation, biological process: defense response to bacterium; negative regulation of catecholamine secretion; negative regulation of insulin secretion. The record is from RefSeq and is a predicted model, not a curated record.
UAGACACGCACGGUGCUGGUCUCUCCCUGCAUCUCUCCUGGACCACUCCCCACCGGGAACAGACUCUCCCUCUGCCCCUUUCUCCCUCCCUCCAUCCCUCCAGCACCAUGAGCCUCCCAGGACUGCUCGCCGUCCUGCUCCUGGCCGUGCCGGCCAUCUCCCUUCCUGUGACAAAUGACAUGAAUAAGGGCGACACUAAGGUGAUGAAGUGCAUUGUAGAGGUCAUCUCAGAUACUUUAUCGAAGCCAAAUCCCCUCCCGAUCAGUGAGGAAUGCCUAGAAACACUCAGAGGAGAUGAACGAAUCAUUUCUAUCCUUCGCCACCAAAAUUUAUUGAAGGAACUUCAGGAAAUUGCUGCUCAAGGUGCCAAUGAAAGAACUCAGCAGCAGAAGAAAAGCAGUGGCUUUGAAGAUGAACUUUCUGAAGUCCUUGAAAGUCAGAACGAGAAGAACAAGCAGAGAGAUGUGGCAGGAGAGCGCUCUGAAGAGGAGCAGCCCACGGGCUCCCUGACUGAGCUGGCAGCACAGAAAACCCAGAAUGAAGAUUCAAGAGAGGAGGGAAAAAACACCCUGGAGGGGAUGGAGCCCAGACUACAGAAUGCAGGCCCUGGUGAGAAGGAGAGUCAUGAGGAAGCAGAGAGCAAUGAGAUCAGGGACACAGAGGGUGCCCAUCAAGAUGAAGGUUUGGACAACCACAUCACCAAAGACUUCAAUGAGGAUCAGCAGCAGCAGCGAGAGGAUGAAGAUGAGCAUCCCAGACGCCCCAAGGACAGCUCAGAGCUUGACGACGAGGGAGAGCAGCCAUCUAAGCAGGGCCAGGAGCGGAGCAAGGAGGCAGCAGGCGAGCGUGUGGAGCGGGAGGAUGAUGGGGGAGAAGAUGCUGCAGAGGAGGACCCUACUGAAGCAGAGAGGUCGUUUGAUUUGGCUGAGGAGGACGAGGAGAAUGAGCAGAUGCAGGGAGAUGACAAUAAUGAUGAUGCUCUGGGAUUUGGCAAAGAUGGGCAGAGCUCAGAGGAGGAGGAGGAAGAGGAGGAAGAGCAGCCCCAGGCACUGAGAGGAAGAAGGCAUCGCCUGGAGGAUGAGGGGAUGCAGGGGGAGGAGGACACCUUCCAGUCCAGGGAUGCCAAAAGUGAAGAGAUGGAGGAGGAGACCUCCAGGGAGUGGGAAGACUCCAAGAGAUGGAACAAAAUGGAUGAGCUGGCCAAGCAGCUGACAUCAAAGAAGCGCAUGGAGGAAAACGAUAGUGAGGAAGACCCAGACAGAUCCAUGAAAAAGGCAUUUAGGUCCCACAAGUAUGACUUCAGUAGUCCAGAGGAAGAUGUGAGAAGGUCAUGGAAGCAUCACUCAAAGGAAGACAGCAGUGAAGGAGGCUUCCCACUUGCUCCCAUGCCUGAAGAAAAGAAGGAUGAGGAAGGCAGUGCUAACAGAAGAACAGAGGACCAGGAGCUGGAGAGCCUGGCUGCCAUCGAGGCGGAGCUGGAGCGCGUUGCCCACAAGCUGCAUGAGCUGAGGCGAGGCUGAGGUCCCCAGCCUGCUCCAUGCAGGUGAAAGCCACUGCUGCCACCCUUCUCCCUCCCCAAUGCAUUUUUGUUUCCUGAUUUUAAAGUGACUAAGCUGGAGCAGAAGCAUUGUGCCUAGGACCAACUGACCUUGCUAGUGCCCAGGCCUGCCUCCCUCGCCAUAGUGUUGUGCCCAUCACUGCUUCUUCACCUCACGCUCCCCUGUCCACACGGAUGCCCACCCACUCAGCUGGGCACCAGUGGGCACGAAGAGCAACCUACACAUUUAUUUUCUCUCUGGGGGGGUGUUUCCUUCUUUUUUUUUUAAAAGACAAGACAGCUUUCUAGAAAGUUCUCCUUCCACUGGUAGGUUCACUGGGUAA